This is a messenger RNA of Galeopterus variegatus (Sunda flying lemur), 5291 nucleotides long. It is a transcript of the gene PIK3R3, whose product is annotated as phosphoinositide-3-kinase, regulatory subunit 3 (gamma). Lineage: Eukaryota; Metazoa; Chordata; Mammalia; Dermoptera; Cynocephalidae. The record is from RefSeq and is a predicted model, not a curated record. Gene Ontology annotation, biological process: insulin receptor signaling pathway; phosphatidylinositol phosphate biosynthetic process. Gene Ontology annotation, molecular function: 1-phosphatidylinositol-3-kinase regulator activity. Gene Ontology annotation, cellular component: phosphatidylinositol 3-kinase complex. The transcript is spliced from 10 exons.
GAGGCGGUGGGAGCUUUUCUCUUCGGAGAGCGACUGUGUAGGAAGGAUUUUGGGGGAGCCGCUUUUUAACAUCUCUGCCCUUCGUCCCCCAAGUCUCUCUGUUGAGGGGGAAAGCCCGUAGCUUGAAAAUUCGGGGGGCAUACUGCUGGGUGCUGUAGGAGAGAGGGAGAGGACGCCGUCUCGUCCUGGUAGUUGGCUGGACUUGGACCGGCCGUUGAAAACCCGCAAGUACAUUUCCUUGUGGAACUUUUACAGAUAUAUAUUUUUAGAUUUUUAAAUACCAGAUUAAAAAAAAAAAAUAUAUAUAUAUAUAUAUAUGCUUUCUAUAUAUUUCCUGACGACCUGCCCCUGACAGCGCGAUGUACAAUACGGUGUGGAGUAUGGACCGCGAUGACGCAGACUGGAGGGAGGUGAUGAUGCCCUAUUCGACAGAACUGAUAUUUUAUAUUGAAAUGGAUCCUCCAGCUCUUCCACCAAAGCCACCUAAGCCAAUGACUUCAGCAGUUACAAAUGGAAUGAAGGACAGCUCUGUUACUCUUCAGGAUGCAGAAUGGUACUGGGGGGAUAUUUCAAGGGAGGAAGUAAAUGACAAAUUACGGGACAUGCCAGAUGGUACUUUCUUGGUUCGAGAUGCCUCAACAAAAAUGCAGGGAGAUUAUACUUUGACUUUGCGGAAGGGAGGCAAUAAUAAGUUAAUAAAGAUUUAUCAUCGGGAUGGUAAAUAUGGCUUUUCUGAUCCUCUGACAUUUAAUUCUGUGGUGGAGCUCAUUAACCACUAUCAUCAUGAAUCUCUUGCUCAGUACAAUCCCAAACUUGAUGUGAAGCUGAUGUACCCAGUGUCCAGAUACCAACAGGAUCAGUUGGUAAAAGAAGAUAACAUUGAUGCAGUAGGUAAAAACUUGCAGGAGUACCACUCUCAGUAUCAGGAAAAGAGUAAAGAGUAUGAUAGGCUAUAUGAAGAAUAUACCAGAACAUCCCAGGAAAUACAGAUGAAGAGAACUGCAAUUGAAGCUUUUAAUGAAACAAUUAAAAUAUUUGAGGAGCAGUGUCACACACAAGAACAACAUAGCAAAGAAUAUAUUGAGCGAUUUCGCAGAGAAGGAAAUGAAAAGGAGAUUGAACGAAUUAUGAUAAAUUAUGAUAAAUUGAAAUCACGUCUGGGUGAGAUUCAUGACAGCAAAAUGCGUCUAGAGCAGGAUUUGAAGAAACAAGCUUUGGACAACCGGGAAAUAGAUAAAAAAAUGAAUAGUAUCAAACCUGACCUGAUUCAGCUGCGCAAGAUCCGAGAUCAGCACCUUGUAUGGCUCAAUCACAAAGGAGUGAGACAGAAACGCCUGAAUGCCUGGCUGGGAAUCAAGAAUGAGGAUGCUGAUGAGACCUAUUUUAUCAAUGAGGAAGAUGAAAACCUGCCCCAUUACAAUGAGAAAACCUGGUUUGUUGAGGAUAUCAAUCGAGUACAAGCAGAGGAUUUGCUUUAUGGGAAACCUGACGGUUCAUUCUUAAUUCGUGAAAGUAGCAAGAAAGGAUGCUAUGCUUGCUCUGUGGUUGCUGAUGGGGAAGUGAAGCACUGUGUGAUCUACAACACUGCUCGCGGCUACGGCUUUGCAGAGCCCUACAACUUGUACAGCUCACUGAAGGAGCUGGUGCUCCAUUACCAGCAGACAUCCUUGGUUCAGCACAAUGACUCCCUCAACGUCAGGCUUGCCUACCCUGUCCAUGCACAGAUGCCCUCGUUCUGCAGAUAAAGAGGGAGUGGGAAAAGAGGUGGCUCUCCAGCAUUCUUUUCUACAGUUUUUAUUAGACUAUGAUGAGGGCAUUCUUUCUACAUAGACUGCUUGUUUUGCACAAGAAGUGAUUCUGUGAAUGUGAAGUGGAGAGGCCGAACAGCAGCCGGCCAGGAGUGGGGCAUUAGGGGCCUGGGGUUCUCUGGACUCAUCGGUGCCGCCACACUGACAUACUAAGCUGGAAGCAGAUUUUUUUGGAAAGUCUUUUCCAUUGGGGUUUUUGUUUUGUUUAGCCAAGCACCCUCAAAAGAGCAUAUUAGGCUUGAUAUGGGUAGGGGGUGGGGGUUGUAUUUGGAAGCCUCUGAAGAGUCCAUGUCCUCCUUUGGUUUUGAACUCUGAGAAUGUAGCAGGGGCAUGGCCCUCUCAGGAGUUCUGUUUUGCUCUGGCAGUCUCUCUUCUCCCUCAAAAGAAGGCUGUUUUGGUUCCAUGGUAGAAUGGGAUUUGGUGAAAAAGAUAACCAAAGGAAAAUGGAUUUCAUUUAAAGAAUCUAAGCCAAGGGAGUUAAAAAAAACACUUCAGCUGAAGGUACUUUAUUUCUUACCGACAUAGUUUAGGCUUCAGCAUCUCACUAGCUCUUCCCUCUAAAGAAGCAUUAGGUUCAGAAACCAACAAAAUGUUUGUUAGCAGACCAAGGUCUGAUGGAAGAAGGCGGCACUAGUAGCUCAAUGCACAUUUCUGUACCAAAACUUGGGGGAAAAAAACCCUAGAAUUUGUUAACAAACACUAAAAUUGGUCAGUGUAACUUCUGCCCUGCUCUUGUUUCUCAGAGAUGAGGAAUAGCAUUCUUUUUGUGGGGAUGGUGAGCUUUUGAUUUACAAAAUGAAGUUGGUUGUGUGGUGAUUCCUUAGCCUAAAGAAUGAUCUGUUGUUUGAAACCUUUGUAAUUUCUUUGUAUGAGUAAAGAAAAGGUGCAAUCCAGUGCUUUUAGAUGCUUGAUAUACCAAAUAACAAUAUAGAAUAGCAUUCUUACAUGUGCUUCCCCACAUCUAAAGGCUCUGUAGAAACAGUAACCAUGGUUUGAUUUCCCUUCAUCUCCCCCUCCUUUGCUGGAUAGGAUUUAGGGAGCCAUAGGUGGCUAAGGGGGAGAGGGGUCAGACUGUGGUCAGGGACCUCAGUAAAUCACAGACCCAGGGGCCCUGGUUUCCAGGGUGAGGGUCAUACCACAUUACACAUGUGCUUCCAUACAGUGGUUUCUGAAGCUUUUGCAGAGAGGAGAAGAUGGCUUGGAGUUUAGACUGUUAAUAGAAGCCAUCUGGAAGCUUUUUGCUUUUCCUUUUUUGUUAUCCUGCCAUUAAGGCAGUGUGCACAUUCUGCCCUCAUGCUCCAGUGGCCUUGAUUUUAGGCCAGGAAUCUUCUGCUCCAUGUGAUUUAAGCCUUCCAGCUGAGUGAAGCCAGGCAAAUGGAGUGGGAGGCAGGCAUCUACUGCUGCCUCUUUUAUGCCCCACACCCAUCAGUCAGCACUCAUUUGACAAAUACAGCCCAGCUGCCUCUAAGCCAAUCCUGGAAUCAUAAUAGGCUCAGAGUGAGUCAGCUGUUUGAGCCCAAAGCUGUGCAAUCAGGCAUCCUGGCUGAGCUGAAGAAGCCAGUACCUGGGUCUUGGUUCAUAACACAGCUAGGAAAGCUCUAGUUUAGGGAGUGAAAGAAAAACAAAUAUUACUUUCCCUUAUCUUGGUGACAGGGUCUAGAAUGGACCAUAAUAAAGACAUAGAUAUAGAUUAAAAUUUUUGGAAAAACCUCCAUAAGUUACUAGUAAUGAAGAUAGGAAGGAAAAGGCAUAUCUUUGGAUUUCUUGGCUCUGUUGCAGUUUCAGGAUUGGGUGAGACAGACACAUGAACCCCCCUCCAAUGUUACUGUUCUGACUUAAGCCCUUAACUGAGAGCCAGCACAUCCCUUUCCCAAACUGCCAGAUUGAAAUCUUGCUGAAAGUUUUACUGAGUUAUGGCAGGCUAACUGCUGCUGGGCACACCUGGAUGGCUUUGCACCUGGUGUUGAACCUUCUUAAGCAGGUGGAUACUCAAGAUUGGGUGUAAGGAAUGCCUCUUAUCUGGCAUUAAAAUUUUAGUGUUCUGAAUCUCUUUUAAAAUAAAAUGGGAAAAUGGAUACACGCCUGCAAUUUUGAGCAAUGUGUCUGCACUUUGUUGGGCAGACAUUGAGGGUGUGCAGGGAGUGAGCGAGCACUAUCUUAUUAGCUACACUUGGCUGGUUUGGGGGAAAGGGCUGCUUUUUUCAGUCCUAGAUUCCUGCCCCCCCCCCCCCCUUUAUUCUUGAAUUCAUUGUUUUGUGGGAUCUAAGACCCAGGGAUCGUUUGAAAAGUUGGAAGGUAUCUUUUCUGAUCAGUUGACACAUGAUUUGCUUGAUUCUUAGCCAGUGGAAAUGGCAAAGGGACCAAUCCACUAACCGCUAGGCCCAGUGUGUGUGGAGGGCCCAGUAUAUUGCUCCUUUACUCCAUGGCUUGAGAACAAGUCUUGGCCACCUCCACAUCAGUCUAGCUCUGUUCUGUCCCAUGAUCUGGGCCCUGGGACUCUCUCUCUUGGCAUCUUAACUGCAGUCUUACUGAGGCAGAAGGAAAGGGACAAACCAAGACCAGAGGGGCUCGUUAUUCUCCUGGCUAGAGAAGCCAGCCACCAACAUGAAAGCGGCUUGGGGCUGGCUAGACACAUGUCCUACGUUUGUCUUUUUCAGGUGGAGCUUUCAUUACACAACAGUGCUGUUUCCACCUGGCCAUAGAUGCCAAACCUUGGCCAUGGUUCAGGCAUGGAUAGAUUUCCUGUGUUCUAACCACUGAUCUGGCCAAGGAUGAGGACUUCCUAACACCUUUACACCUCCCUUUCUAAGCCUUGAUGGGAUCUCCCACUUGCUUUGGACCUCAUGUGCUCUAAAGAAGCUUUGAGAGCCAGUGUCACAUUUUCCAUGGGUCUUCUCUUCUUGCUGCAAGGAACCAGUCCCAUGCAUUCUCUUGGGCCACAAAUUAUACCUGGGCAAUUCUUGGUUUCUAAGGUGGUCUCUACUGCCAGUUUAGACCCCAGAGUAGGUCUCUGUGAGGCUACAACAGCCUCAGAAACCAGAAGGUGCAGAUGGGGGCCAGCCUGAGUCCUCUGCUGCCAACUGCUCAACCUUGCUCUAGCUCCAGCCACUUGUGACAAACCUUGUUUCCUUACAAAUUCCAGCAUGUGACGUUGGUGCCCUCUUGUUACUUGUGAAAAACCUAUUCUUCUGUUGUCUUUGAUGUAGUCAAAAAAAUCCAUGUAGUUUACAUAAACUAUCUGAUUCACAGGGAAGCCAACUGUAUGUCUUGUGUUGGGACAGUUCAUAAUGUAGCUCCUAGACCACUUUUGCAAAUUGUUCUUGUCACCAUAUGUGUUCAGACAUUGCUGUGCAGUUGUGGGGGGAGGGUGGGGGGAAGGUGAGGGAAGAUACUUUUUGAUCUUUUUGUUUUUUUACCUUCCCCAAGAGGGGACAGUCUGGCCAACUUGCUCCAGUAAUGCAAUAAAAACAUUGCAAUAACACA